CUCUCUCUCGCUCUGUUGGCACAGGGGCUGCACCCUUGUGUUUCUUUUUGGGAAAUUUUACAGUUUAGCCUGUGCCGUGGAGGUACCAGGGAAAAGCGGCGGGUGGGGCCGUGGCUCGCGAUCUAGCGCACUCUCCGGGGCUGUGUCGCGACAUAUCGCUGCCAUGGGCUGCACCUCGAGCGCCGAAGACAAAGCGGCGGCAGAGAGAUCGAAAAUAAUCGAUAAAAACCUGAGGGAGGAUGGAGAGAAGGCGGCCAGGGAGGUGAAACUGCUGCUGCUGGGUGCUGGUGAAUCUGGGAAGAGCACGAUUGUCAAGCAGAUGAAGAUCAUUCAUGAGGAUGGGUAUUCUGAAGAAGAGUGUCGCCAGUAUCGGGCCGUGGUCUUCAGCAACACCAUUCAGUCCAUUAUGGCAAUUAUUAAGGCUAUGGGCAACCUGAAGAUAGACUUUGGAGACUCUGCCAGGGCGGACGAUGCAAGACAGUUAUUUGCUCUCUCCAGCACUGCAGAAGAACAGGGUAUACUCCCGGAAGACCUGGCUGGGGUUAUUCGCAGACUCUGGGCCGACCCAGGGGUGCAGGCCUGCUUUAACCGAUCCCGAGAAUACCAGCUCAAUGAUUCCGCUGCAUAUUAUCUCAAUGAUCUGGAGCGCAUUGCUCGGUCUGAUUACGUUCCCACUCAGCAAGAUGUUUUGAGAACACGUGUGAAAACUACUGGGAUUGUGGAGACCCACUUCACCUUCAAAGACCUGCACUUCAAAAUGUUUGAUGUCGGGGGACAGCGAUCUGAGCGAAAGAAAUGGAUCCACUGCUUUGAGGGAGUGACUGCAAUUAUUUUUUGCGUGGCACUCAGUGCCUACGACCUGGUGUUGGCAGAGGAUGAGGAGAUGAAUCGGAUGCACGAGAGCAUGAAAUUAUUUGACAGUAUCUGUAACAACAAAUGGUUCACUGAGACUUCCAUCAUCCUCUUCCUCAACAAAAAGGAUCUCUUUGAGGAGAAGAUCACCCGCAGCCCUCUGAAUAUCUGCUUCCCUGAGUACUCUGGUGCCAAUCAGUACGAUGAGGCUGCUAGUUACAUCCAGACUAAAUUUGAGGAUUUAAACAAAAGGCGUGACACAAAGGAGAUAUAUACACAUUUCACAUGUGCCACCGACACGAAAAACGUACAGUUUGUGUUUGAUGCUGUGACGGACGUUAUCAUCAAGAAUAACCUGAAAGACUGUGGCCUUUUCUAACCCAACAGGGUUGAGCCAUUGAUGUGUGCAUAUUGGGGAGGGAAGCACCUUCCAGGCGUCUGUGGAUUUUAUAGUUUUUAUUCCAAGUUUGUUGCAUUUGGUAAUUUAACCUUUCUCCUGCUGGAGCAAAGUGUGCUGAAUGGAGCAAUACUUUUUCAAAAGCUGUUCUUCUCAGGCCCUGUGCUGGACAGUGUACAGUUCUUACCGAUUUUCACUUUUUAUAAACCUGGAAUGUUGCCUGUGCUGCCGGGGGGGGGGGGAGCAUUUUGGAAACUUCCAGUGUCUUUUAAAGAAGUCCAAGGCCAUCCUGAAUCAUUCCUGAAUCCCAGCAGCCAAUGCUAUUUCUCUGGUGGGCAAUUCAUAUCACUUCUGGAUACCCCUACAUCCUUUAAACCAGGGGCUGUUUUGGACACGUUCAUGUUGCUUAUAUAAAAGCACCAGCCUUUGAUUUUUGAUGCCUCUUUGUGCAUGUGCAUGCAGUUGGUUAAUGGUGAUUGUUAGCUCCUUGGUCACAAAGACUUCACAUCUGCAGGCCCAACCAGUGGCAAAGGAUCCCCCCCCCCAUCUGAUUCUAUACUUCAGGCUUUCCCUGCUCGUUGGGCCUUCAGUAAUCCAGUACAAUAAAAGCCUUUGGCCACCAGCGUUCCUACCUUCAUAACAUUCUACUUGAUUACUGGCCGCCAGAGUAGACUCCAGCUCAGCGUCAAUUGUCUGCAGCAGAGGACUCCUUCCAUUCUUGUUUUUGCCCAAAUGCUACACGAGAGAGCAGGAGAAGGCACAGUAUGAAGGGUUAACUCUUCUCUGCUGAUUUACAUUCCUUUUCAGAGAGAGAGAAAUAUAAAUAAGGAAACCAUGAAAUGCAAAUGAUAAGUAGAGUAAUUAGCUGAGGGUGGAACCUUCUACCUGGUAAAGUGGGGGGAUAUACGGAGGGUCCCGUCCCAGAAGGUUUCCACCAGUAGCUUUUUGUGCCUUUGGCUGAUCUGUGUGUUAUUAUAUUUUAUUUUUGUUUUAUUAAUUAUUGUAACUUUAGCUCAGUACAAAAACUCAUUAAUAUUAAGCUCUUUAUUAAUGCUUUUUUCUUCUCCUACUUCUAUAUUUCCUACUUAUUCUCCUUUCUCUGUUCUUCUAAAUACGCUACGGCUCCACUCUCUCCUUCUUUUCUCUCCCAUAAGCACUUCCGCCCGCCAACAUAAACUGCUGUGAUUUUGUGGCAGCAAAGGAGUUAAAAUUGUCCCGUCCUCUCAUUAUCGUGGACCGCACUGUUUCUAAAGAUGUGGGAAACUUUAUUUUUAUUGGUUUAAAUUAUUUUUGUAACAAUGAAAAUGUAAUGCUGAGUUCCGCUUACUGUCCCCCUUCCUUCCUUCAGAGUGAGAAAACCCAUUUGAUUUGUUAGGUCCCAAAAGAAAGAUAGUGGCGAGGGGGCAAUGGCAGGUCCGUGGUCCUAACCCAUCGAAAAUAGCCCACAGGCCCUUACCUUUCCCAUCAUUGGAUAUAGUUUGUCCUGCAAAAGAGAGAGGCCACAUAAUCCUGAGCCUCUCUGUCAUGGCAACAACACAGACACAAUUGAUGUGAUUUAUAAUUUCUUAAAGCUGUAGCUCCCUGCAACAAAUUCUUAUAUAUAUUGAUGUGUAUUGAUCUCUAUAAAACACAUGUAUUCAGUGACUCUGCCUGAUUUAGCUGUGAUUAUUCUGGCCUAUACUGUUCCUAUUGUCAUUCCCUAUGCCAGAUUAAUACAUGGACUGUGUCCUCUAUAAAGAUAAAGGGCAUAUACAGUAACAAUUGCCAGCGCUACUCAAAGACCAAAUAACAUAGACCUCCAUGGCACUCACACACCUAAUAAGCACAGCAGCAAAUUUCAGGCAGUUCGAGUGGCACAUUGAAUUGUAUUUAUUGUAUAAUUAGUCUAAUUAUCUCGUCCAUGCGAAAAAGCCAUCGGCAGACAGAGUAGAACUCGCUUGUCCUUCCAUCACCAUAACAAUAAAAUGCAGUAAGGAGAUUUAAAGGGAUAUUGUCAUGGGAAAACUGAUUCUUUUAUAUUUAAUUUUGAAAUUUGAUAUGGGGCUAGACAGUAACAGAACACUAGGUGGGUCGUGCCGUGCAGCCGGGCAAACGUCCCCACCCACCCUCGUCGUGGGCAUUUUCUUUGCGGCUGCAGCCGACUCCGGCCAGCUGCAGCGCGCACGAUCUGCUGGGGGGGCCAUGCGGGGGUGCGGGCGCUGGCCCUAGUUGCACUAACGGUAGUUAUGCCACUGGGGCUAGAUAUAUUGUCAGUUUCCCAGGUGCCCCCAGUCAUGUGACUUGUGCUCUGAUAAACUUCAGUCACUCUUUACUGCUGCACUGCAAGUUGGAGUGAUCUCCCCCCCCCCCAGCAGCCUAUCAGCAGAACAAUUGGCAGGCCCAGGCCUAGGGUGGCAAGACGAUAGGGGCGGCAUGCCAUCCAGCUGCAUUCUAAAAGGCGUUAAUCUGCAUGGGGUUGUGUGCGAUGUUAACGGGGGUUAAGAGUCCGUGGCACGCCAUUGCCAGGGCACUAAGCCCCUGCGGUGCGAAUUGGCCUUGGGGCGGCAAAGACUGGAAUCCGGGCCUGACAUUGGUUAGGUAACCAGAUAACGGCUCCCUGGUAGAUAUAAAAACAGCAGUCAAUAUUAAAAAUCCAAGUCCCACUGAGACGCCAUCAGUUACAUUGAGUAGGAGAAACAAUAGUCUGCCUGAAAGCAAUUCCAUCCUGAAGUGCUGGCUCUUUCUGAAAGCACAUGACCAGGCAAAAUUAGCUAAGAUGGCUGCCCACAUACCAAUAUUACAACAACAAAAAAAUACACUUAUUGGGUUAGAAAUGACAUUUUACACGGUAGAGUGAAUUAUUUGCAGUGUAAACGUGUAAUUUAGAAAUAAAAACUACACCAUAAAAAUCAUGACCGGAUCUCUUUAACUCAUCUUUGCUCCAUUGACUGCCUUCUGGCUAUGGCUUCUUUGUUCUGUUAUCAUUAGUCUGUGUAUCACAAACCUAAAAAAAAAAAUAGAAUUUUAAAUAGCUAUAUCCACAAAGACACAAAGUCCCUCUUAACUCUCGCAUUGUCUUACGAGACACCCUACGGAUUUUUUGGGGGGGAUGGUUCAUAGAGUUUGAGAAAUAAAACACACACCCAGGGAACAUGUAACAGAGCAAAGGUGACACAUAUCCAUGGGAACAGCGCCCGUCGAGGCAGAGGAACAGCAGGUAGACUUGCUUUUGUUAAGCCAAUCAUUCCCAGAUUAGGUUUGUUGGGGAAACAAGCUUAGCCUUCGUCCUGUGGUGAUGGGCGGCGCCUGAUGUAAACUGCUUUUUAACUCCCUCGCAAGGACCACAGCCUGUAUCUUUUCUCACUAGUCUUUUUCUCUAAAAUUGUUCACAUUUUAAAUAAUAAAAUGUAGAAAUUGC
This is a messenger RNA of Xenopus laevis (African clawed frog), 4646 nucleotides long. RefSeq names its product guanine nucleotide binding protein (G protein), alpha inhibiting activity polypeptide 2 S homeolog (gene gnai2.S). Gene Ontology annotation, molecular function: G-protein beta/gamma-subunit complex binding; G protein-coupled receptor binding; metal ion binding. Lineage: Eukaryota; Metazoa; Chordata; Amphibia; Anura; Pipidae. The record is from RefSeq and is marked provisional. Gene Ontology annotation, cellular component: heterotrimeric G-protein complex; centrosome; plasma membrane. Gene Ontology annotation, biological process: adenylate cyclase-inhibiting G protein-coupled receptor signaling pathway; adenylate cyclase-modulating G protein-coupled receptor signaling pathway; gamma-aminobutyric acid signaling pathway.